UGGAAAAAAAAAUAUUUUUGUAUUCACUGUCACAAAUUAGUGGUUAAGUUACCUCGCCAUAUAGAAACAAACCACAAAGAUCUCAAAGAAGUACAACUACUGAAAAAUACUCCAAAAGGUUCCUCUGAAAGAAAAAAACUAAUUGAGAUUUAUAGAGACAAUGGACGUGCUAUGCAUAACACUAAUCCUGACUAUAAUACCGGGAAGCUAUUAGUGAGCCGUCGACCAAAAUUACAGAAUAAACCUGCCACUGACUACACAACUUGUCUCAAGUGUCUCAAGACUGUAACUAAAGCCAACUCUUACAAGCACUAUGCCGUGUGUAUCCAAGCAAAAACAAAUGGAUCACGCGCUUAUAAAUUUCUUGGUCGCUAUGUUGAAGGGCGCAUCCAUGCCAAUGCCAGUGAUACUCUAAGCUUAGUAAUUUUCCCGGUGCUCCAAGAGGACGCGAUUGUUCAUUUAAUUAGAUAUGAUUGGCUGUUGACAUUAUAUGGCAAUAAAUUGUGUAUGAAAUAUACACCCCACUAUCAGCAUAAUAUGAUAAGAGCCAGACUUCGAUUGGUUGGUCGUCUAUUGUACGCAGCGAAGGAAAUAAAUCCACAGAUCGAAGACCUUGCAUCACUUUAUGCUCCAGAAUAUAUUGAUACAAUUGUCAAAGCUAUUGAAGUAGUUUCACGGAUAAAUAGAAUUGAAAAUGAAUGUGGCGCACCUUCUUCGGCUUUAAAUCUGGUGACCUAUUUAAAACACAUUAGAAAAAUUUAUGAAAGUGAACUGGCAAAAAAAAAUGACAAGGAAGGAUUAGACAGAGUACUCCGGUUCAAAAAAGUUUAUAAAAAUGAAAUGCCGGAUUCUAUUAAUAAGAUAGCAAUGGAAAACCAGAGUAAAAUAAAACGGCAAAAAAUCGUAAUAUUGCCAAUGACGGAAGAUAUAAAACGACUCAUUUGCUAUUUAAAAGUUGAACGUAAAAGAUGCUUUACGAUUUUAGAGCAUUCAUUUAACUUGGUAGAAUGGCUUAAUGGUUUGAAAGUCGUUGCCACUUAUCUUCUUGUAUUCAAUCGUAGGAGAGUAGGAGAUAUCCAGAACAUACUGAUAAGCGAUUUAAAACGUAUAGAAUGUAUUGAUAAAAAGACCGACGCUGAAGAAUUUAAUUUAUUGGACGAAAGUGGUAAAAAAAUAGCAAAGAAAUUUUUUAGAGUAGCUAUCAGAGGAAAAAAGAAUCGUACGGUUGCUGUUAUAGCAGAUGCAGAUGUAAUAAAGGAUAUUAAUCUAAUAAUUAGACAUCGAGUAAGAGCAAAUGUGCCUCAACGAAAUGAAUAUUUAUUCGGGUUACCUAAUAAUGUAGAUGAUCGGAUCAGAGUUGUGAAUAUUUGUAAAGAAAUGAGAUCUUUUUCUGUCGCUUGUGGUGCAGAAAAACCAGAGUUACUCCGUGGAACUGGUCUUCGUAAACACGUUGCUACAAAAUGUAUGAAGCUUGAUUUAAAUGAGAAGGCACUUGGCGAUGUUAUGAAUCAUAUGGGCCACUCUGAAAAAGUACAUCGGGAUAUUUAUCAACAACCAAUUAAGUCUAAGACGAUCGUUCAAGUUGCGAAAGUUUUGGAAGCGGUACAAGGUCCUCUUGACAUCGACGAAGAUGAUGAUGAAUUUAUUGACGAAUUGAGUGACUAUAUUGUUAUUCCAAGUGAAACAUCGGAAAAAGAAGUCGAUAAAGAUUCUAAUGAAUCAUUAGUUGAUGUCCUAUCCUGUUCACACAGUGUAAGAAAGGAUGACGAAGAGAAUGAUUUACAUGAUUCGGAUUCUUUGUCUGAUGCAGAUUUGCAGAUUAAUAAAAAUCAUAGUCUUAGUGAUGUUGAAAUGAUUAGUUCAAUCAAUGAAUUGAAAAAACCUAAGAAGAUUAAAAAAGAACCUCCAGAAUUGAUGGGAAAAGCUAAAAAAAGGCGCUGGCCCAAAACGGAACAAGAUAUUAUGUUCUCUGCGUUCGGGCACCAUGUACAAGAUGGAACUUUUCCAUCAUUGGAAGAUAUAGAUGAACUACAAGAAAAACAUGCUUGUUUGAGAGAUCGAUCGAGAAAGUCACUUAAGACGUGGGUGUUAAAUCAACGAAAAGCUCUAUCAAAACCAAAAACCAGUAAAAUAAUAGUAGUUAACAAUCAAGCCGUGAGUUAUAAUUUGACGAAAAUUGUUAAACAAGAUUUUGAUCCACCGCAACUUGCUUGAAUUUUUUUCGCAAGCUUGAUUUGUUUCAAUUUGAUUGAAACAAAAAAACAAAAACAAAGACAGUUAUUAAUAACAUUAUUUCUUAUAACCAUU
Molecule: messenger RNA, 2307 nt
Organism: Cotesia glomerata
Lineage: Eukaryota; Metazoa; Arthropoda; Insecta; Hymenoptera; Braconidae
Exons: 3
Coding region: 172-2214 (680 amino acids)
Biological process (GO): DNA integration; DNA recombination
Molecular function (GO): DNA binding
Source: RefSeq, a predicted model, not a curated record